Molecule: messenger RNA, 7247 nt
Organism: Scophthalmus maximus (turbot)
Lineage: Eukaryota; Metazoa; Chordata; Actinopteri; Pleuronectiformes; Scophthalmidae
Gene: ca12
Product: carbonic anhydrase XII
Exons: 9
Coding region: 5025-6515 (496 amino acids)
Cellular component (GO): plasma membrane
Molecular function (GO): carbonate dehydratase activity; zinc ion binding
Source: RefSeq, a predicted model, not a curated record
AGAAGAACAAAAAUAUGAAAGAUAAUUACCAGGGAGUAGUCAUUAACUGCAUGUGAUGAUAUACAUUUUUAGUUGAUGUUUGUCACCAUUCUUUAUGUAAAACUAGAGAAAUAAAAAGCGGUCUUACUUUGAUCUAACAGUCAAGACGACCACAGGUAUGAUGAAAGCGGCAAUAAUGACACCAAGCAAAACUCCACAGAUGAUUGCUAUUAAAGAGGACAACAGUGUAACAGAUGGAAAGUCAUAGAUUAGACACUAAAUGAAAAAUAAACUAUUUCACAACAUUUGUAUGCAGAUAAUUGUAACCAGAUUGAACCUGAAUUAUUGUAUAAAGAACAGUUUGGUCUGAAGCAAACAGGGAUCUUUUUUCCGCUUACAUGUACGAUAUAAAAUAAGAAAUUAUUCCAAGCAAACAAAAACUUUUCAAUAUGUUGAAAUAUUACACAAUCAUGUCUACUCACCAAUAGGAGUGUCUGGCUCAUCCUCCUCCGGAUCAUCGCCAUCAUCUUAGAACCAAGACAAUUAACAUCAGCGUGUUUAAAAACAUGAUCAAAUGUGCUAUGUGUGUUUUUGAUAGGAGCAGUGUUAUGAGUCUUUCAUACUAAAAUAUGCAUUGACAUAUAGAUAUUUUAUCAGCAGCUCUUUACACAAGAGAGAGAUGAUUUGCACUCACCAUGGAUGCCAGCACAUGUAGAGUUGCAGCUGCCUUGAUCGAAAAAUCGGUUUCCAUUUCCAAUACAACCCGACCAGAUGAACUUUUUGCAUUUGUCAUGAACAGAAUCAUAAUAGUAUCUCAAAAGCUGACCCCUACAUUGACCUAUGGCCUUUUUAAAGUGGCAAGCUAGAGAUUCUGUGAAGAUAAAAAACAAACAAACAUCUACAUUAUCAUCAUCAUCAUUCAUCGUCAUUAGUAGAAUUCAUAGCAGUGGCUGCAGUUUCUGAAAUACAAAAAACAUGUGUGACUGAUUAUAUUCAACUAUCAAACCAUCAGAGUUUUAUAUCAAUAAAACUUUAUUAAGGAGGCUUGCAAAAAGCCUCAGGUGUAUUCAAUCAUGCUCAAACGUAGACCCACUCUUUCACCACUUGGUGGUGCCCUGCUAAUACUCAAUUUGUCCUACAGUUUCAGAAGAAAUACAGGUGUGAUGAAAUUAGAUUAUUUGGGUCCAUUUAAUCAACACACAAAUUGUCAUUGGUACUGAUCACAGGAUCACUGAUUUUGAAAACCUUAUUAUUAAAUGAUCCUCCUCAAGCACCCCCCCUCUCAGUUGCAAUUGAGGAGGCUUGAUGAUCAUGUAGCUUUUCCUAUCAUGGUCCUUUAGGCAAUAAAACGUAUUAGCCAGUUCAUGUUCCAAAGUCCUCCAGAAGAGGGAAUUCAUUUUUAUUUUUUUUUACUCUGGGAUCAUCUACUUUUAGGCAGCCUUUGAAGUUACAUUAGACAUUUUGCAUAUUCAAAUUGAGUAUUAGUGGUUAAACAAAACAAAUGAUUACAUAAGACUCGUGUAUCUACAGUAUAAAUUAAUCACGUGAAUGAAAUCGUCUUACCGUCCGUGGGGUAGAUAUUCUCUGCGUUGGCAGAACAGUUUCUUAUACACUCUCUCUCAUUUACAAAGCGGUUGCUGUUUCCACCUUCCCCAUUGUACAUGAAAGGAUUGCACUGAUCUUUGGUGUGAUUAUAAUAGAACGCUACGAUGAACUCCAGUCCAUUGCCUGCACUUGGGGGCAACUGACAAAAACCUGUUGGAUGAGAAAAGUAAACUGUGAGUUAGAGAAGUUUCUUUUGGACAAAGUGAUUUGUUUUACAAGCAAUGACUGAACAAUAUGUGGGUGAGAAGUACUGUUGGCCAAUUACAAGCUGGUGAGGAGACCAUUGUACAGUUACUGUAUGAUAAAUGCUUCAGUAGAAAUCCUCAACCGAUACCACUGUUUGACAUAACUAAUGCCUAACUAACCUCAUGACCACAGACCCACUCCCUCUUUUUAUGACAGCAAUAAAGAGAGUCAUUAUAUUUUCAGUCCUCCCUCUCUUUAUACAUUUCACAGAAGGGAAGUGGUGUCAAAUGGUUCCUUUGCCCAGAAUGCAUUUGAUUUUAGAGGGAAAACUUAACUAACUGGAUGCUUAAAAUGUGGACCGUCCCAAUAAUUUACACUGUUGUGCAGUGAAAAGAAGUUGCAUGAUGGCAUUGUCUACCUCAUCAUGCUUAUAACAGUCGGCUCCGACAGAAAUAAUCUCAGUGUUUGAAAGUUUGGAAUUACAGAGGGGGGAAUUGUCCAGUCAACUUAGUCCAUUCGUUAACCGUGUGUAAAUAAUAUUUCCAGGAGAGUAAAGACCAUCUUUUCUUUUGUUUGGUCACAGCUGAAGACAAUCAUUGUUGGCUUCAGUUGCAGGUUACAACGUGAACAUGAAGUCAGUAAAAAAGGUACAGUACAAUCAUAUCCUGCUGAAAGAUGCAAUCUACACAAGGUCCACGUGACAGAAAAACUGAAAGAUCUAAGCGAAAAUGUAACCCGCCAUGUUGCACUGAUAGGGGGGAAGGUGAAGCUUUAUUUCCUUGAAUCAGUUUCAGUGAGACUAAAACACAACAUAUAACUGAAUCUAUGAUAGACAAAAUAUGUCAACCGCAAUUUUUUAUCCAAUUAUGUUUCAAAAAGCAGCACUUAUAUCCAGGCCCUAUGUGCUGAUAGUCUGGCCUCUCUUGAAAAGUAAUCAUAGGGUCUAUAAACUGAUAUUUGGUUAAGGUUUAAAACAAAGAGUCAUUUUAGAAGAGAGUCGUUUGAUUUACCUGGAGUGCUUGUCUGGCUGACGUGGAUUAUAGCAACAGCCAUCCCCAAAAGCAAAAGGUGCUUCAUCUUGCUGCUCGUCUUUGUCCCGUCUCUCCUGGAGUGUGUAACGGUUGUAAACUACAGUGGGAGUGGGUUGUUAUUGCUGACCUUUGGACAGUCAUUUGCCCAACGGUGACACCUUCAAUCGAAACAAAUGUUAACGUAUGUGAUAGUCCUCUUCCUCUUUUUCUUAACCUUAUUGUAGAAUAGGGUUGCAGUUUCUUACAUGAGGGCGUGAUACAACAAGCUCCAUAUGCUCUUUAUGAGUGUCAAAUGUGUGGUUUAUCAAUAUAUUCAUUGCCUCUGACUGCUCAGUUUCCUAAGCCUAAUUCAGGGAACACAAAGGCUCCAGGUAAACACCUGCUAAACUGCCACAGCAUACACAGGUAGACUGAAAGAUAUGUGAGUUUGUAGUAGAAGAGUUGCAAGGUUUUUAAAAAAAAAUUAUGGAGCAUGUUAUGACUUUAUCCAUCCAAACCAAAAUGACUGCAAAUGCAGCGUGCUGGACUUCAGAGCAUUUGUGGUGCGUUCAAAUCCCCCUGUCGCAGAAUUACCUCAGGAAGUUACCCAUUCCUUUUUAUGGUUGUCAUUUGGGCUAAAAUACUCACAGAGAAAGACUUUGCUCUUUAAUAUGUGAUCUUCAUGAGUGAAAAUAAAGUGAAAAUAAAGAACAGAUGUCAUGAGAAAAAAGUGCUCUAUAAAUGAAAUUUAUUUUUAUUAUUAUUAUGAAGAAUUAGGAAUUAUAUCGGUGGAGCUUCUCAUUCAUCCAGGUCCUAGUUAUCCAAAGGCAAUGAAUCCGGAGCAAACGGGACUUGGUUGUAGUUUCUUGAAGACGUUUCACCUCUCGUCCAGAAGGCUUCUUCAGUGCUAACCAAGUUGUGGUGGAACCCAGGCAGUGCUCAGGAGUGCUCCAGGCUGUUUUAACAAUGGUCGUGAAAGUUGUUCAGUUGACUCCAACAAGCGUAAACCCUUUAACAAGCAUUGCUGACACAGUCUAGAGCAACUUUGGAUAAUUUGAAGGAUGGAUGGAUGGAUAGAAAAGCAGCAUAGCUAGAGGUCUGCGGUAGAACUGGUAAGUCCGUCAAGUUUAUGUAGUUCAUUGGAUUUGCUUAUAUUCUGUGAAGUAAUUGUGCUGAUUCUCUGCAAUGUCACCCUGACCCUUACAAACUCAUUAACCAUGGGUUGGUAAAGCAAAUGAAGGGCCCAGGUAGGAAGGAAACGGUCAAUUUGGUCAUUUUUAGCACAUACGUCAUAGUUUGUCACUGGUUUGUACAGAUAAAAUUAGGAGACGAGAUUGGUUUUUAAAAAGAUCAUUGCCCAGGUUGUGUGAAGAUUGAGCCUGGUGUUGUGCCUGUUUCCCCAUCCAUAUGUUUCCCCUUAAACCUCACCCCAACCAGCUGUUUUCAAAGACGUACCCUACACCGAAGCAAGUCAUCUCUAACAAGUCUCACCACAACCUGACAAUGUUCAACGUAAUUUGGGAGGGAAACCCUUUUUAACGGGAGUAGACUUUGACAGGGUACCUGUUCACACCUAACAUCACCAGGACCAGGGGGUCCCAUAUGUGACAGUGUGUUUUAAAUGGUUUUAUAAACUGACACCUGUGCACUAAUUUAAGCGAAAGGUUCCGGGCAAAAUAAUCAAAACAUCUUUCCACCUUUGAGAAAGGUUGACACAGAGGGAGGAAUCUAAAUGUCAGACGUUUCUCCGUUUGUUGGGUUUGUGGCGCCAUGGUGUUCAGACGGGGCCGCACGUCGUGAAAAGGGACCAUGCACGGCAGCAGUCUGAACUCGCCUGCCCGUGGAGCCCUCACACCUCACCUGUCAGCAUCGCUCCUCUGACUUUUCCCGCCGACACUGGAACAAUCCGGCGCGUCGCAAAGUGUGCCGCUCGACCCCGGCGCACGUGCGCGCGUGCCGCUCAGCAACUCCCGCUCUCUCCAUCCGUCGGCAGACGGAACCCGAGGCGAAAUGAGUGACUGGGCUCCGAUGCGGUCGAGCUGUCACUCUCCGGUGACCAGAUGAAGGCUGGAGGCUGGUUAUUUUUUUUUUUUUUUUUUGGGGGGGGUAUUUUGUUUCGUUUGUUGUGGCUCUGACGUCAGUGCGAGCUACAACGAUGCUGACGACAUGGGUAUAAAAGCUCUCGUGCUCCAAGCUCCUGCUCCUGCUCCUGCUCCGGGUUGACAUCAGACUGAGGGGAUCAAGAUGAACCGUCCGAGCUUCACGUCCAUCCUUUUACUCCAGCUGACUCUCCUAGCUGGGCUGCAUGGUGCCAAAUGGACAUACAGUGGGCCAGAAGGAGAGCACCACUGGCCCAAGAAUUAUCCAUAUUGUGGUGGAACUUUCCAGUCUCCAAUAGACAUCAAGUCAGAGCUGCUAAGGUUCGACCCAUCUUUGCGUCCGAUUGAGGUGCAGAGCUACCACCUUUCACCCAAUGAGCAGCUCACUCUUGGAAAUAAUGGACAUUCAGUGCAGAUCUCCCUGCCCUCUGAGAUGCACAUCUCCAGCCUGCCUCAUCGUUACACUGCAGCACAACUGCACUUCCACUGGGGCUCCCCCGGCCGACCUGCCGGCUCCGAGCACACGGUGAACAGUAAGCAGUAUGCAGCAGAGAUGCAUGUGGUCCACUUCAAUUCAGACAAGUACCCCAACAUGUCCAUGGCUGUGGACAAAUCUGACGGCCUGGCGGUGCUGGGUGUCCUGAUUGAGGUUGGUGAGUUCAAUCCUGCGUUUGAACAGUUUAUAAAGUUCAUCAAUGGGAUUAAGUACAGAGAUCAGAGAGUGCAGGUGCCCGGUUUCAACAUCAGGGCGCUGCUGCCUGCACGUUUGGAUGAGUAUUAUCGCUACGACGGGUCGCUGACAACUCCUCCGUGCUAUCCGAGUGUGCUGUGGACAGUGUUCAGAAAUCAUGUGACGAUAUCUCGCAAACAGUUUCUGGCCCUGGCAACAGCCCUCUACUCCUCCCAUGCCCAGGACUCAGCCCCUGUGCCACUGAAUGGCAACUACAGGAAACCACAGCACGUGGACAGUCGAGUCGUCCUGGUAUCAUUUAAGGAGGGCAGAGGACUGCAUGGUACUCUCACAGUCACAUCUCCACUCAGGAGGAAGCAAGUCGUUCAGCAGCUGCUGGUCGGCGACUUGGCAGACCUGGCUGAUGAAGGGCUCUAUCAGCUCCUACCAAGUGGCUCAGAGAAGCUCCAUGCUGGCAAAAAGAAAGACCUCAAGAACCAGCAGAGUGAGACUCUGGCCAAGGCAAAACAACAGAUGCUGAAGAAGAGCCACACCAAACACUCUGUGGGAAAGUUGGGGCUGGCUGAACACACACUCUGCUACGUCUCACUGGAGCAGAGAGUUUUCCAUCAGCUCAAACAGUCCCACACUGAGAACCUGCUGGUUCACACACUCAGAGAUGCGGUUUUCCCUCAGCUCAACAUCAAGAGCUACCUGGACUGUAAGUCAGAGUUAGCCCUGCCCACUAUCAGACAUAUCCUCCGUGGACGGCCAACAGACGAGGCCUCUGAGUUGGAUCACUCUCUGACAAAAGCCUUGAUGAAGCCCAAGAAGGCUUACACAGGAAUCAAGGAAAGUGAGCCAAUGAAAAAUUAUGGUAGUCUCUCCCCUGCUACUGUUCCCAGGAAACCACACAGCCAGGGUUAUCCACAUCCUUGGCUUCUGCCAAUGGAGUGGGAGGACUAGAGAGAUUCCCGACAUAGUCCAGAAUCACGUUACGUCACUUUCUGUAGCAGACAUCAGUUUUGUGUCCUACAGUCGAUGACUCAAUUUUCAAGCCACCCUCUGCAUUCCCUUGAACCAAUGUUUCUCACUAACGUAUUUAAUAUUUAAAUUAUUCUUUCCAGUAUGUGCACAUAAUUAUAUAUUCUAUAUGAAAAAGACUGAAGUAUGAGUUAAUUUGCUGAAUGUAACUGUGGAAAGUGCUGCGUACUGUAGGCAGAUUCUAAAACAUUAAGCCGAUCUGAGUAUGAUAUUUUGCAAAAGUGAGAAAUGUUUCUUCUUUCACAAUGACCUAUUGAUCCGUUUGUGUAAGUUUUUCUUGCCAUACGAUGCUUUAGACAAAAAAAAUCUAGGAAACCGAGCACAUAUCUCGUGCUAGGAUAUCUAUAUGCAUCACGCUGUAGUACAUGGAGUACACAAAUGUCUGGCAAGGAACAUUUACAAUGUUAUACUGUAUGCUUAUUUCAGUUCUAUAAUAUGAUAAUUGUGGAGCUAACUUGUCAUUAUUGCCUUGCACCAUAUAGAGAUACAGCCAAACCAAAAGAAUUUGCUAGAGCUUAAGCGCUUUACAUAACAUCCCUGUCUUUUCUGACAUUUUUGUCUGUUGUACAAUUUGUACAGCGAUCUACUGUAAGUAAAGAAACAGCUACUGCACAGUACAUAGUAACUAUUUUCAAUAAAAGCAUUAUACUUGAA